Botrytis fragariae is the source of this 729-nucleotide messenger RNA. Its product is annotated as putative gnat family protein. The transcript is spliced from 3 exons. The record is from RefSeq and is a predicted model, not a curated record. Bases 1 to 729 code for a protein of 242 amino acids. Gene Ontology annotation, molecular function: acyltransferase activity, transferring groups other than amino-acyl groups. Lineage: Eukaryota; Fungi; Ascomycota; Leotiomycetes; Helotiales; Sclerotiniaceae.
AUGAGUCGGAACCUGAGAGGAAACGUACGCAAGUCAACUAAGUAUUUUCCGAAUCAGGCGUCAAUAGAAACUCCUCAUAGCAUCACAAUGGUUCUCAAAGUUGAGGAAUGUAAUGAUGAUGACAUGCAUCGGGUCUUUGAGAUCUUUUGCCAGGCGUUCGGGACUAGACACCCCAUGAUUGAGGCAGUCUAUCCAAAUCAUGAUACUGAGGCUGGUAGAAUUAGUGGUGGAAACCGCUUUCGGGAUAUUAAAAACAACGAUCCCCACACGAAAUUUCUCAAAGUCGUGGAUACUGACACGGGCGCUAUAAUUGCAAAAGCCAAAUGGAAUAUUUGGAAAGGUGUGAUCCCACCCGAGGAAGAUUUAGAUGGCGAUUUUUGGGAAACUGCGGAGGAAAAGGAGUGGGCUCAGCAUUUGAACCGAGACUUCCUGAUCACUCGUCGGGCGGCCAUUAAAGAAUAUGAAGGCCAUUUAGUUUCAUUGGAUAUCCUUGCUGUUGACCCCGAUUAUCAACGUCGGGGAGUAGGUCGUCUUUUGGUCAAAUGGGGAACUGCAAUCGCUGAUGAACUUGGAUAUGCGGCCAUAGUAGAAGCAUCUGUAGCUGGCCGAUCACUAUAUGAAUCCGAGGGAUUCGAAUAUGUUAAACAUUGCGAAACAAAAAUACCAGAAAGGUUCGGUGAUCGAAAAGGAGAAGGGUUCAUAUGGAUGGUGAGGCCAGCGAAGAAGUAG